AUGUCGGACACCGUCUCAAACCAAGUCAGCAUUGUGCCGAAGUCGAAUAUCGAAGUCCUCAACCAAGAAAUCGACGAUGACGAAGGGCUUUAUCGCAUUCGAGCCGGCAACCGGGUCCAUUAUGUGACAAUCCCGGGCCCAGGGAGUCCCAAUCCCAUUUUUGAACAAGAUACCCUCUGUAGACCAUAUCUUCUCGUCCCCGAGCUUCCUCCAUUUCCAGACACAGACUGGACGACGAUGCGAAUCACGCGGGCCCAAGAUGGCAGCCUUCAGUCGGAUAUUUCUUUCGAACCACUGGAUAAGAUUGAAUGCACCUGGCAUCCACGACAUAUCGACAUACUUUCGUUAAAACGCACCAAGUAUCACAAGCAGCGCAUUCGCGAAGUCGAAUAUGGGGGCAAGACUGCAAUAUCCAAAAUUGCCAUUCUCGAGUGGCUCAUUCCACAGAUUGAGCACGAGACCAGGAUAUACGAAGCUUUGACCAGGUUACAAAGCCCUGAUGAGGACAGGAUGACUCCUGAGGUCCUAGGCCAUCUCUUUGAGGGCGGUAGAAACAUUGGUUUCCUUUUGGAAAAGAUAGAGGGCGAAUAUGCGACCCUAGCUGAUCUGCCGAAAUGCGAGGCGGCAUUGCGCAGGUUGCACAAGCUGGGGUUUGUCCAUGGAGACGCCAAUCGCUACAACUUUAUUGUCGAACAAUCCACCGGAAACGUCAAAAUGAUUGAUUUUGAACAUGCUGAGCAAUACGAUGAGAAGAAAGCCAAGGCUGAGGUUGAGGAACUGGCAGCUGAGUUGACAGAUGACUCAGGGCGCGGAGCACCAGUCACUUUCGUGUAUCGUUAA
Messenger RNA from Fusarium proliferatum ET1, 840 nucleotides. RefSeq lists its product as uncharacterized. Lineage: Eukaryota; Fungi; Ascomycota; Sordariomycetes; Hypocreales; Nectriaceae. The coding region runs from base 1 to 840 and encodes 279 amino acids. The record is from RefSeq and is a predicted model, not a curated record. The transcript has a single exon.